Messenger RNA from Nematocida homosporus, 708 nucleotides. RefSeq lists its product as uncharacterized. The record is from RefSeq and is a predicted model, not a curated record. NCBI's taxonomy places the organism in Eukaryota, Fungi, Microsporidia. The coding region runs from base 1 to 708 and encodes 235 amino acids. The transcript has a single exon.
AUGUUUUGGACGUGUGCGGGAGUGCUCUUAUGGACAAUUAUAGUCUAUUUAGGAAUAGUAGGACUGCAUGUCCAGGCCAUUGGGCAGUGCACUACUAUGAUAUGCCGUGGGGAGAUAGAUGAAAAGAAAGGCUUGCGGCGGUGUGACCAACUAGUUUGGCAUAUCUUAAUGAAUACUUUGGACUUGUUGUUAUUUGUGGGUAUGCUGAGAUACAAUCUGGUGAGUCGAGUGGCGCAUAUCAGCCGGGAGCGCCUUGGCUGCUUGUUUAUUUUAGGCUGGAUGGGCUGUCAGUUGAUUACUGUGCCCUUGGCUUUUCACAGCUAUCUUUUUUGGAUUUCGACUUGUUUUUUGAUUGAGAAUUGCUCGCGAGUGAUCUGUCUGUCCUUAUUGGGAUUUUGUUUUGUGAUUUAUCUAGGCCAGUGUUUUAGGCUAAAACGGCCGAGGCAAAGAUGUUUCAUAAUUAGUCUAAUCUCAUUAGGAACCGCUUUAGUUGUUCGUGAGUUUGUACUAAGUCGAGAUCAAAUAUUCAUUAGAUCACUUUUUAUGCUUGAUCAUCGUUUUAAUGUCCGAUCAACUGAGUUUAUUUAUGCUGGUAUUAUUGCAGCUCAAUCCCAGCCAACUAUUGAAUUAGCCAACCUUCUUACUGACCGCCUAUUCGUCUACUCUCCAUCGACCCUUAAGACAGCUAGUCCCAAAAAGAACCAAUAA